ACCCCUCAUAUAUAUAUAUAACUCCUCUCUCUCUCUCUCUAGUCUUUUACAUUCUAUCUCUCAAUCUCUCUCUCUAUAUAUCUUCUAGUGUUAUCUAUUAUGCGAACCAGAAGAGGCUUUUGUUAUCCUCAAACACAACCACUUUCAAACAUGUGUUCUGAGUUCACCAAUACCCACAAAAGACAGAAAAUAAUGCUGUCGGAAAAACCCACCGGAGAAGAAGAUUCUGAUUUCUUUGAUUCUUUACCUGAUGACCUUGUCCUCUCUGUUCUCACAAAACUUAUUUCCACUGCAACUUCUCCCUCUGAUUUUAUCAGUGUUCUAAUCACGUGCAAAAGACUAAAUGGUUUAAGUCUAAACUCUUCUGUUUUGUCAAAAGCAUCGAACAAAACAUUAUCGGUUAAAGCUAAAAACUGGUCUGACUCUGCUCAACGCUUCCUCAAACGCUGUGCUGAUGCCGGAAACAUCGAAGCUUGUUACACUCUCGGAAUGAUUCGGUUUUAUUGUUUGCAAAACAGAGGAAGUGGCGCGUCGUUGAUGGCAAAAGCAGCGAUGAAAUCUCACGCGCCGUCUUUGUAUUCAUUAGCCGUAAUUCAGUUCAAUGGAAGCGGUGGAACGAAAAACGACAAAGAUUUACGCGCCGGUGUUGCUCUGUGUGCACGCGCUGCAUUUCUCGGCCAUAUCGACGGUUUACGUGAGUUGGGUCAUUGUUUACAAGACGGUUACGGCGUUAAACAGAACGUUAUAGAGGGACGGCGGUUUUUAGUUCAAGCUAACGCCCGUGAACUCGCUGCCGUUUUGUCCAACGGCAAUACCAAACAGCCGUUGCUGACGUGGAGUAUUAACCCGUUUCCGAAUCAGCCACCACUGCUUCGGGUUACUACCGGGUCGGGUUGUCCGUUGCUAAGUGAUUUUGGUUGUAAUAUUCCGGUUCAAGAGGCUCACCCGGCUAACCAAUUUAUGUCUGAAUGGUUUUCUAUUCGGGGCGGGUUUCCGGGUCAAGGUAUGAGAUUAUGUUCUAAUACCGGUUGUGGAAGACCGGAGACAAGGAAGCACGAGUUUAGAAGGUGUUCGGUUUGCGGCGCGGUGAAUUAUUGCUCACGCGCUUGUCAAGCGCUUGAUUGGAAGUUCCGACACAAGGCGGAAUGUGCCCCGGUUGAGAGGUGGCUUGAUGAGGAGGGGGAACAUGUUCCCGGUGAAAAUGACGGCGGCGUUAACGUUGAUGAGGUGGUUGUGCUUGAUAGGUAGAUUUUUUUUCCUUAAUUUUAACGGUGACGGUAACGGUAACGGAAGAGUGUUUGAAUUAAGGAACUGUACUAUUUUUUGGCAUAGGAUACUGAAAUUAUGGAAAAAGUUAAAAUAUUUAUUAUCUCAUUUA
Trifolium pratense (red clover) is the source of this 1378-nucleotide messenger RNA. RefSeq names its product F-box protein At1g67340-like. NCBI's taxonomy places the organism in Eukaryota, Viridiplantae, Streptophyta, Magnoliopsida, Fabales, Fabaceae. Bases 100 to 1248 code for a protein of 382 amino acids. Gene Ontology annotation, molecular function: protein binding. The record is from RefSeq and is a predicted model, not a curated record. The transcript has 3 exons.